Molecule: messenger RNA, 2841 nt
Organism: Sorex fumeus (smoky shrew)
Lineage: Eukaryota; Metazoa; Chordata; Mammalia; Eulipotyphla; Soricidae
Gene: GAB1
Product: GRB2 associated binding protein 1
Exons: 10
Coding region: 81-2156 (691 amino acids)
Source: RefSeq, a predicted model, not a curated record
CCCCCGCGGCGGGGGGCGGGGCGCGGGCCGGGGGUCCCGGGCGCGGCGAGACGGCGGCCCCGAGGGCGCGGCGCGGCACGAUGAGCGGCGGCGAGGUGGUCUGCUCCGGGUGGCUCCGCAAGUCCCCGCCGGAGAAGAAGUUGAAGCGUUAUGCCUGGAAGAGGCGAUGGUUCGUGCUCCGCAGCGGCCGGCUGACCGGGGACCCCGACGUGCUGGAGUAUUACAAGAAUGAUCACGCCAAGAAGCCCAUCCGCAUCAUUGAUCUGAACCUGUGCCAGCAAGUUGACGCGGGAUUGACCUUCAACAAGAAAGAGUUCGAGAACAGCUACAUCUUCGACAUCAACACCAUCGACCGCAUCUUCUACCUGGUGGCCGACAGCGAGGAGGAGAUGAACAAGUGGGUCCGCUGCAUCUGUGACAUCUGCGGGUUCAACCCCACGGAAGAAGAUCCCGUGAAGCCACCGGGCGGCUCCCUGCAGGCACCGGCCGAUUUGCCGCUAGCCGUCAGCACAGCCCCACUGUCCCUGCAGGGGGAUGUCCCCGCGGCCGCCCCGCCUCCCCCCUACCAGCUCAUCAGCUCUCCGCCCCAGCUGGACGCGCUGGGCCUCCAGGAGGACCCUCAAGACUACCUCCUGCUCAUCAACUGCCAGAGCAAGAAGCCCGAACCCGCCAGGACGCACGUGGUGGUCGCAGACUCUGCCAAGGCGGCAGCGGCUCCGGGGGACCCCGACGGACCCGACAAGGCGGCCGCAGCAGUGGUCCCGGGGAAGCAUGCGGCCGUCAACGGCUUCUUCCCGCCAAUGGUGUAUGACUCCCCGCCCUCCCGUGCCGCAUCCGUGUCGGUGGGGGAUGCGGGGCUGUACCACCUGCCGCGGAGCUUCUCGCACGACGUGCUGCCCCGCGGGUCCCCCUCGGCCACGGACCCGGCGGCCCACGAGGGCGACCUGUACGUCUUCAACACGCCGUCGGGCGCGCCCAGCGUGGACGCACACCUGCGGCACCUGUCGCUCAGCUACGACAUCCCCCCGACGCCCGGCAGCACCUACCAGAUACCCCGGACUUUCCCCGACGGCGCCAAGCUGGACCCCAUCCCCGACGUGCCGCCCCCGCGGCCCCCCAAGCCCCACCCGGCCCACGACCGCUGCUCCCCGGCUGACCGCACGGGCCCCUCGGACCUGGAGCCCGGCUACUGCGUCCCACCCUCCGGCCCGCCGCCCUCCAGGGGUGCCGCCACGUCCACGGGGGACCUCCACAAGCUGCGCAAAGAUGCGGGUCCUCAAGACUGCUACGAUAUUCCACGAACAUUUCCAAGUGAUAGAUCCAGCUCACUUGAAGGCUUCCAUAACCACUUUAAAAUCAAAAGUGUGUCGACAGUGGGAAGUGUAUCGAGUGAGGAGCUGGAUGAAAAUUAUGUCCCCAUGAACCCCAACUCUCCGCCAAGACAACAUUCCAGCAGCUUUACAGAACCCCUGCAGGAAGCAAAUUACGUGCCCAUGACUCCGGGGACAUUUGACUUUUCUUCAUUCGGGAUGCAAGUGCCUCCUCCCGCCCAUAUGGGCUUCAGGUCCAGCCCCAAGACCCCUCCCAGAAGGCCCGUUCCCGUGGCAGACUGUGAACCACCCCCCGUGGAUCGGAACCUCAAGCCAGACAGAAAAGCUAAGCCAGCACCCUUAGAAAUAAAACCUUUUCCAGAGUGGGAGGAAUUACAAGCUCCAGUUCGAUCUCCCAUCACGAGGAGUUUUGCUCGAGACUCCUCCAGGUUCCCUCUGUCCCCCCGGCCGGACUCCGUGCACAGCACCACCUCCAGCAGCGACUCGCACGACAGCGAGGAGAACUACGUCCCCAUGAACCCGAACCUGUCCGGUGAGGACGCGAAUCUCUUUGGCAGCAAUGGCCUUGAUGGAGGCAGCAGCCCGAUGAUCAAGCCCAAAGGAGACAAGCAAGUGGAGUACCUGGACCUCGACCUGGACUCUGGGAAGUCCACACCGCCACGAAAGCAAAAGAGCAGUGGUUCCGGCAGCAGUGUGGCCGACGAGAGAGUGGAUUAUGUCGUGGUGGACCAGCAGAAGACAUUGGCCCUGAAGAACACCCGGGAAGCCUGGACUGACGGACGGCAGUCCACAGAAUCAGAGACGCCCACCAAAAGCGUGAAGUGAAAAGGGCCCGGUUCCAUCUGAGUCUGAGCGAGCCCUGGGGUAGGAGACCACCCGGUGUGAUGGCAGAUGGGCCCGCAGGGGCUGCCUCCAACUCCGCUGACCCGCAGGACCUGUCUGACAUCUUCCAACAACUGAGACUGUCCAUGGUGCUUCGUGGUAUCUGAACAGUUCGUCGCGUGUAAAUAACGGGGCGCAGCAUCACGGCGCGCCCAGAGCAGCCUUUGUUUCAUAGCUAACACACUUUGUAGUAUUACUGUAUUCAUGCACUUUUUGUUUGUUUCCACUUCAAACUUCGGUGUAUUCCCAAGUGUCCCUUAACAGCAUUCCUGGGGGAGUUCUCUCUCCUCACACUACUCUCUGUAACAACACAAGGUAACUAAGCUACUUUCAGACCAAGAAUGUGUUCUUUAAACUACCGUCUAACAAUGUUGGGAAGGAGAAGGCCGGGCGCCCCGGAUGGCAGGUUGGCUGUCAUCCUUAGCUGGACGGAGGCACUGCACCAGAGCCACGGGGCUGAGUGGACAAGAUAUCCCGGUGUCAGAACCUCCUUCUCUGGCUCCCGUGCAUUUAGUUUUACAUGGUAGAACUUUGUUAGAGUUUUUAUAAGUGACAGUGUUUUUCACUCAUCAAUGAGUCUGCAGGGUGGGAUUUUUUUUCUUUUUUUGCAUUUUGAAAAAAACAAAAA